Molecule: messenger RNA, 3943 nt
Organism: Parasteatoda tepidariorum (common house spider)
Lineage: Eukaryota; Metazoa; Arthropoda; Arachnida; Araneae; Theridiidae
Biological process (GO): insulin receptor signaling pathway
Cellular component (GO): cytosol; plasma membrane
Molecular function (GO): phosphatidylinositol 3-kinase binding; insulin receptor binding
Source: RefSeq, a predicted model, not a curated record
GUGGUAAACAACUUUUAUUUGUUUGGAAUGGAUCCAGUAUUGCAAAUCAAGGAAAAGUUAUUCUUUUUCGUAUUUCAGAACUGAAAUUCAUUUGUCGUCUGAUAUCCUUCAGUAGUUUUUCAUUUCGAUCAUAUUAUGGUUGUUGUUUAGAUAAUGUUGUAUAAUCGCCAACAAAUAUUUUAAGCCCCAUCUAAUUCGUCUUGUCGCAGUACGUAAUAUUUUUCGUCCCACCCCUCCAAGGAUUACAUGAUUCAGAUAAUGCAGCAUGAUCUUUAAGUUACUACCAACAAUGUAAAUGUAACUCUCUUUAAAAAAAGUCUUCUAGACUUUUAAAAUUAUGUCUGAUAAAAAAGACGAUAAGUCAAAUAUGGCUAAUCCAGCAGGAUCUGGAUUACUAUCUGACAUUCGAAAGGCUGGGAUUCUUAGAAAACUAAAAACUAUGAAAAAGAAGUAUUUUGUUUUAAGAACUGAAUCUGAUAGUGGACCUGCAAGGUUAGAAUAUUAUGACAGUGAGAAGAAAUAUAAAGCUGGAGGUGUUGCAAAAAGAAGCAUAUCUAUAAAGACUUGUUUUAAUAUAAACCGUAAAAUAGAUGCAAAGCACAAAUUUGCUAUUGCAUUGUACACUAAAGACGAUUGUUUUUCUGUUGUUACGGAUAAUGAAAAUUCUCGAGAAGACUGGUUAAAUGCCAUGUUGGAAUUGCAGCUUGAUGGUCCAUGCAUGAACGGUGGUGCUAAAUUAAAACCAAAGUUUGAACAUGUUUGGCAGGUGACGGUUGGAGAUAAAUCGUUAGCAUCUUCACGCAAUAUGAAGGGGCUCUAUCGACUAUGUUUAACCCCUAGUGCUUUGGCUUUAGUCAAGGUUGAUCAGUCUGAUAAUCCAGAAACACUGGAAUUUCCUUUGAUGAGUAUAAGAAGAUGCGGGCAUACUAACAAUUAUUUUGUUAUUGAACUUGGUCGAUCUUCCGUAACUGGAGCUGGGGAAUUGUGGCUUGAAACUGAAGAUGUUGUCAUAGCUCAAAAUAUGCAUGAAGUCACUCUUAAUGCGAUGAAAUCUUGUCGGGAGCAUGAAGAUCUGGGUCCUCUUUCAAGACCAAGGAGUGCAUCUAACAGUGAAAAUUCCAGACCUAUUGCAACUAGAAGACCAGUUGCUGUAGUUAGUCCACAAACUAUAUCUUAUGGAGGUAUCAGAGAUCGUUGUGAUAGUAUGCCCUCAAGAUCUCGCACUAUUAGUGAAGGACAGCAAGUCAAUAACAGAGGAAUUUAUUCGCAUCAAUUUGUGUAUGAUUCAUUGAGGCCACAUAAUAGUAGUUAUUCCAGAACGGUGUCCUGCUCACCUCCUGGUAACCAUAACCCUCUAAGCCCCAGCUCAAAUGAUAGUGCUGGUAGUUCUCUUUCUAUUGAUGAGUUUGAUGCUGGUCAACAAACAGAUUUUGCUCAUGGACGCUAUAUCCAUUGUCAUCCUACUGAUGGAGCACUUCAUACUGAACCUCCCAUCAAAGAAGAGCAACUGGAUGAUUAUGUGCCUAUGUCUGUAGGAAGUUGUAGUAGUACUACUGAUGGUUAUUUAUCAAUGGCUCCUAUAUCUUCAUCUGUUCCAACUAGUAUGUCUUUACAUUUAAACACUUCUGAUGCCAUUUCAUAUCCAAGUUCCUUGCCUUCGAUAACUCAACCUAAUGACUAUAUGGAGAUGAAGUCCCCUACUGAAGGCUAUAUAAAUAUGAGUCCUCUAAGUAUUGCUGCUACUUCCAAUGAACUUAACACCAGUAAAUUGUCUUCCUCUAUGGACAUUGUGAAUAAUGAUUCCAGUCAAGUCAAUGAUGGAUAUAUUCCUAUGGCUCCGAUUCGUGAUCAUUGUUCUUCAAUUUCUUCAACUUCAACAACUCAUGAUGGUUAUUUAGACAUGGCCCCAUUAUCUUCAUCUUUGCCAAAAACAUUCUCUGUGAUUUCUAAUCAUAGCACUAGUAUGUCAUCUCGUAAGGACAGUAACUCAAAACUUUCAGACACACCAGUGUCAACUCCGAGCAGCACAAAUUUGGAGGAUUUCCCUCUUGAUAAGGUGAAAUCUUUUCUUGCUGACCCAGAUGAUUCAUCUUGUGAUUCAUAUAUUCGUCCAGUUCGUGCAUAUUCAAUGGGAAGCCGUCCUCAGCCUAAAAAGUCUCACCUGCCUGUGCAACUAGAUGGCUCAAGGAUUCGAGCUUACUCAGUAGGAAGUCAAGCAGCUCAGAAGCGAAUUACCAAUCCAGCAGAGCGAGAGUUAAAUAAUUUUAUUACUAUUGAUCCUAGAACUGGUGCUAAAUCAUCUAGUGCGCCUCUUCUAAAUAACAGGCCACCAAGGGUGCGUUCUUCUGCUAGUCGAGGUGAUGUUGGGGAAGAUCUAAUGGAAAUUGAUUACAAUAGAUUAAAAUAUUCUUCAUGUGGUAUUGACUUUUGUGAUUCAAACUUCACUAUUGAACCUGUUGGGCGAAGUCGUAGUGGCAGCUAUUCAUCGUCAACGAAUGCUGCUAUAAAAAUCCUUCAUGACAGAGAUAAAUCUAAGUCACAUUCCAUUGGUCAAAGUUGUUCUGACGACACACAAUUAUCUAGUGACUAUCUACAAAUGUCACCUGUAGGUGACUCCUUGAAAUCUUUAUCACGAUCACCAGCUUCUUCUAUCUGCUCACCGUCUACUCUAUUAUCCAAUACUUCUACUGCUGCUAGGCAAAAUGAACCUAUGCACCCUUCCGGUGAUUAUGUGAGCUUAGAUCCUACUAGUACCUACCAAAAACUUGAAAAUAGUCCUAUGAGUAGUUUAUCGAAAGGGUUUGCCCCUGCUAUACUUAGAAAUUCCCGGUCAAGGAGUCCACAUUCCUCCUUAUCAUCAACACUGAGUCACUUGGAGGAAAAAAGUCAAAAUAAUAGUAAUAAGGAUAUUUAUGAGCAUAAUGCCUACAAUAAUCAACAGUUGUCCACCACAAAGGAUGCAGCUUCAGAUUAUAUGUGCAUGAAUUUUAGUCAAAAUGGUGCUGAAACAAACUCUUCAUUGCAAGCAAAAAAGUUGACCACUGACCAUUCCUCACCUAAAAUAUCUAGAGCUAAUUUUGAAAAGCAAUUGGUGGAACCAAAACCCGUCAAGAAAUGUCCUUUACCUCCCCUGCCUCAGGUAAAUGAAUCCUCCAAGCUUCCUUCUCCAGAUUCAAAAUCACCCUCUCCUCAACUAAGUGGCUCUGUAUCUAGCAAGUUUGAACCUAAAACACCUCCUCCAUCACCUUGUUACGGUGCCAUAUCCCCUCAACUCUCUGGUGCUCCUCUUGUUGAGAAUCUAGUACGUCGCCUUUCUCAACCUUCUUAUCCUGGAGGGACACCAUCUGACACAAACUCUUGCAGUAACUCAGUUUGUGGAGAAGUACGCCUAAAUUAUGCUUCUCUGGAUUUACCGCCUGCUUCAGACGAUGAUGCCAAACUUGUGUGCAACAGGUUGAAAAAAUCACUCGAAGGUGAAACCAAAGAAGCUCCUCUGACUUAUGCACAAAUAGAUUUUUCUCCAGUCAAAAAGCAAAAAGCUUUCCAAGACACUGAGAGUUUGAGCCAUUUGUAAAUUGCUGUUAGUUCCCAUUUUCUUUAAUCCAGUGCCUGGUUAUGAGUGUUAUCUAACAAAAGAUAUGCAGGAUUCUUGCUUUCAGAGGAUUUUCUGAUCAUCAUGUAGCUUUGAUUUUUCAAAAUAAUGAUUAAUAUUUUGAGUAUGAAGUGUAUUUUCUUUAAAUGUUGAUCUAUUCAACAAAACUUCUGGGGGAUCUAGUUAUAAUGAACCCAUUCCUUCUCUGAGUGUAAUGUCAUAACAAUAGUAGAAGUAAAAUUAAAUCUAAUUUGUAGUACCUUUGCUUACUGAAUUCUAUUUUCUUUUGCUUAAAUAUCAUCAUUACAGUAAAUAAAUAUCUGUAUCCGUCUCUUGUUUUUAAAAUUAUAU